AGAGGCAAAUUCCUCCAGUAAGUACCCGAGCCUAGUUAAGCGAUUGACUUUUUACUCUGUCACUGACAGAGCAAAGGAUAAGCGAACUGACAGACUGUCAGUUCCUGGUGCUAUAAAAGAUAAAAUUCGCCGUGCGGAUAUUAGGCCGUCUUGCAGUAGAUCCGAAACAAGUAGAGCAUAUUUAGUGUACUUGAAUUCAAUCAUUUCAUCAACUUAAGUAUCUUCACCUUGUUCGAAGAGCCAAGUCAUGACACUGCAUCGCGCAACAGGAGCUCCUACGGUUUCUCCGGUUCUUCUUUCCACGAGAACCACUACACAAAAGUUGGUUCUCUUGGCUUUGCACGCCCUUCUCGACGGAGAUCCUAUCUCUCCCGGACCACGACGAGAACCUCUACUGUUCGUUGCUGCAAGAACCUCUCUACAGCAUGUUCAGAGCAGUACUUCUGCUACGACCUCGUCCGCCGAACAACAAGACACGUACUGUCCCGACUGCGCUCCCUACAACUUACUCCGUAUCUUAGAUCCCGACACCGGUCGGGGUACUGGUUGGUACGAUUCCGCCGUUGUAAAAGCCGACCAGUGGGACGUGAGUGCAGCCGGUUGGGAGGAGUGUGGUGUGAUAGCAAACGGCCACGAGCACGACCACGAAAAAUGCGCGAAAUUGGCCACGAUGCAGGUGAUGCGGAAGUGCCAGUUGACCGGCUGUCAUGCGGUGAUGCGGAAGAAAGUCGGAAGUGAGUUGGAAACCACCGAAGUGCUUUGGUCCGGCGAGUCGUCCACCUGGGGAGGCCCGAAAACCAAAACGGAAACGCUGGGAGGACCGGAUGAAUCCACGUGGCUCGCGCAAAUGGCCCCUCCGGGUUGGGCGGAGGCGGGCCUGAGUCAUCUUCAAGAACUACCCUUGCUCCCCCAGCUUCAGACCGCGAGUGACGAGGGGAAAAUCAUCAUUUCGCUGACCUGCCAGAAGCGACCCUGCCAAUUUAAAAACACCGGAAAUGGCUGGCGGCAGCAUUCGGAGACGGGGCUGUGUGGGGAAGAGGGUGCUGCAGUCACAAAUUCCGCAGACUUCGAACAAAGCCAUGAUGCGCACUUUUCUGUCGUCGCCAAAUCCCUACUGCUCGGCGAGUGUCGCGAGAGUGCGUGCUGCGCCGGGGUGGUGGAACAAGGGGAGAACGGUGUGUGCAAAGAUGCUGCUGCAACCGACACAGAAACCACGAGUGGCAAGAACGGGUAUCAAAUGCAAAAGUGUCUGGGUCUGGAAGAUUGCGAGACUUGUCAUGCUUGUCUGGCAUGUUGACCAAAAAGUUUGUGAUGCGUGUCCAAGAAGAGACCCUUUUGCCUGUCAUGCAAAAACGCAGUUUGUCAUGCGAAAAACGUAACACAAAGAAGCGCAGACAUUCAUAUUUCUCAUGCUUGGCUGUGCAUUACAGAGCAUUCACUAUUUCCAACGCAGCAUUACAAGUUUCCAGACCCAGACAUUUUUGCAUUUGAUAACGAGGGCCAAACUCCUAUGAGGCCCUUGCGAGAAUACACAGUUGCCGCGGACAUUAUGGCGUUCUCAACUGUUACAUUCUCAACUGUUACAUGGAUUUGUGAUGCAAGAACUGCAAAAGUGAAAAGGGAGAGGCUGCACUUCUAGCAUUACAAGUUUUGCACAGAUUUAGGUGCUGUGUAGCCCUUCGCAAAUUUGUCAUGCGAAGCAGCUUUCCCGUGUGAAUCUUGAAGGUAGUCCUGCAUGACAAAUUCAUGUAACAGUUCUUGAGAAUGUAACAGUUGAGAGCGCCAUAGACAUCGUUUCCGUAAAAGCGGAUGCGCUGGCAAAGCCGCCGGUCAAUUGCGUCGGGUCCUGGCUGAAUUAG
Amoebophrya sp. A120 is the source of this 1859-nucleotide messenger RNA. Lineage: Eukaryota; Dinophyceae; Syndiniales; Amoebophryaceae. The record is from the annotation of a GenBank genome assembly.